AUGUAUUUAAGAAAAUGUAGUGUGAUUGUGACCCUGUCUCAGUAUUUAAAAAUGCUAAUUGAUGUGUUUAUUCUUGCUUUUCUAGUGAUUUGCAGCUUUCGAGGAUCUGUCCCUCAAGGGUUGGUCUUAGAAAUAGGAGAAACAGUCCAGAUUCUUGAAAAAUGUGAAGGUUGGUACAGAGGAGUUUCAACAAAGAAGCCAAAUGUGAAGGGGAUCUUUCCUGCAAACUACAUUCACUUGAAAAAGGCAAUUGUCAGUAAUAGGGGGCAGUAUGAAACUGUGGUUCCACUUGAAGAUUCUAUAGUGACUGAGGUUACAGCGACUCUACAGGAAUGGGCCAGUCUGUGGAAACAACUAUAUGUGAAACACAAAGUAGAUCUUUUCUACAAACUACGCCAUGUGAUGAAUGAACUAAUUGACCUGCGAAGGCAGCUACUAUCUGGUCAUCUGACUCAGGACCAGGUGCGGGAGGUUAAGCGGCACAUCACCGUGCGCCUGGACUGGGGUAAUGAGCAUUUGGGCCUGGACCUGGUGCCUCGGAAGGACUUUGAAGUAGUGGAUUCGGACCAGAUUAGUGUCUCGGAUCUCUAUAAAAUGCAUUUAUCUAGCCGACAGAGUGUACAGCAGAGCACAUCCCAGGUAGAUACAAUGCGCCCACGUCAUGGGGAAACCUGUCGGAUGCCAGUGCCACAUCACUUCUUCCUCAGCCUAAAGAGUUUCACCUACAAUACCAUUGGAGAAGAUACCGAUGUCUUCUUUUCCUUAUAUGACAUGAGAGAAGGCAAGCAGAUAAGUGAGCGAUUUCUGGUGAGACUGAACAAGAAUGGUGGGCCAAGGAACCCAGAGAAGAUAGAACGAAUGUGUGCCCUUUUUACAGAUCUGAGCAGCAAAGAUAUGAAGAGAGAUUUGUAUAUAGUUGCCCACGUGAUCCGAAUAGGCCGGAUGCUCCUGAAUGACUCAAAGAAGGGCCCUGCUCAUCUGCACUACAGGCGACCAUAUGGCUGUGCAGUCCUGAGCAUCUUGGAUGUCCUACAAUCACUCGCAGAAUUAAAGGAAGAAAAGGAUUUUGUUCUUAAAGUUUACACGUGCAACAAUGAGAGUGAGUGGUCCCAGAUCCAUGAGAACAUCAUCCGAAAGUCCAGCGCCAAAUACUCUGCCCCCAGCGCCAGCCAUGGUCUUAUCAUUGCUCUACAGCUUCUUCGUGGAGACAUGGAACAGAUUCGGAGAGAAAAUCCCAUGAUAUUUAAUAGGGGAUUGGCAAUAACAAGAAAAUUGGGAUUUCCUGAUGUCAUUAUGCCAGGUGAUAUCCGCAAUGACCUGUACCUAACCCUAGAGAAAGGGGAUUUCGAGAGAGGAGGAAAGAGUGUACAAAAGAAUAUUGAAGUGACCAUGUAUGUACUUUAUGCAGAUGGAGAAAUCUUGAAGGAUUGCAUCAGCUUGGGUUCAGGAGAGCCAAAUAGGAGUUCCUACCACUCCUUUGUCCUCUACCACAGUAAUAGUCCUCGUUGGGGAGAAAUUAUCAAAUUGCCUAUCCCCAUUGACCGGUUCCGGGGCUCCCACCUGCGCUUCGAGUUCAGACAUUGUUCCACAAAGGACAAAGGGGAAAAGAAACUCUUUGGCUUUGCGUUCUCACCCCUGAUGCGUGAUGAUGGCACUACCCUCUCAGAUGAUAUUCACGAGCUUUAUGUGUACAAGUGCGACGAAAAUAGCACAUUUAACAACCAUGCUCUGUACCUGGGCCUACCCUGCUGCAAAGAAGACUACAAUGGCUGCCCUAAUAUCCCCUCCAGCCUCAUCUUCCAGCGCAGCACCAAAGAGUCUUUCUUCAUUUCCACUCAGCUCUCCUCUACCAAACUCACCCAGAAUGUGGACCUCCUUGCUCUACUAAAAUGGAAGGCCUUCCCAGACCGGAUUAUGGAUGUCCUAGGACGGCUGCGGCACGUCAGUGGGGAGGAAAUUGUUAAGUUUCUACAGGACAUCUUAGAUACGCUCUUUGUGAUUUUGGAUGAUAAUACAGAGAAAUAUGGCCUGUUGGUUUUUCAGUCUCUGGUAUUCAUCAUCAACCUGCUCCGAGACAUCAAGUAUUUUCAUUUCCGACCUGUGAUGGACACAUAUAUCCAGAAGCACUUUGCUGGAGCUCUGGCAUACAAGGAGCUCAUCCGCUGUUUGAAGUGGUAUAUGGACUGCUCAGCAGAACUAAUUCGGCAGGACCACAUUCAAGAAGCCAUGCGGGCUUUGGAGUACCUUUUCAAGUUCAUUGUGCAGUCGCGGAUCCUGUACUCACGAGCCACAUGCGGGAUGGAAGAGGAGCAAUUCCGAUCCAGCAUCCAAGAACUUUUCCAGUCCAUCCGGUUUGUGCUAAGUCUGGACAGCAGAAACUCAGAAACACUUCUUUUCACUCAGGCUGCACUCCUCAAUUCUUUCCCCACCAUUUUUGAUGAGCUGCUGCAAAUGUUCACCGUACAAGAGGUGGCAGAAUUUGUGAGAGGGACACUGGGGAGCAUGCCAAGCACUGUGCACAUCGGGCAGUCGAUGGACGUGGUCAAGCUACAAUCCAUCGCCAGGACAGUGGACAGCCGCUUAUUUUCUUUCUCAGAAUCCCGCCGCAUCCUGCUUCCUGUGGUUCUCCAUCACAUUCACCUUCACCUGAGGCAGCAGAAAGAGCUGCUAAUUUGCUCAGGGAUUCUCAGCAGUAUCUUCUCCAUCGUCAAGACCAGCUCUCUGGAGGCAGAUGUCAUGGAGGAAGUAGAGAUGAUGGUGGAGAGCCUCCUAGAUGUGCUCUUGCAGACUUUGCUCACCAUCAUGAGCAAAUCACACGCUCAGGAGGCGGUAAGAGGGCAGCGGUGCCCGCAGUGCACAGCCGAGAUCACUGGCGAGUAUGUAUCCUGCCUUCUCUCACUGCUCCGCCAGAUGUGUGACACCCAUUUCCAGCACCUCUUGGACAACUUCCAGAGCAAAGAUGAACUCAAGGAAUUCUUGCUGAAGAUUUUCUGUGUGUUCCGGAACCUGAUGAAGAUGAGUGUCUUCCCUCGGGACUGGAUGGUGAUGAGACUGCUCACAAGCAAUAUUAUAGUCACUACUGUCCAGUACCUGUCCUCUGCACUGCACAAGAAUUUCACAGAGACAGACUUCGACUUUAAGGUGUGGAAUUCUUAUUUUAGCCUGGCAGUUCUGUUCAUAAAUCAACCAAGCCUUCAACUAGAAAUCAUCACUUCAGCCAAAAGGAAGAAGAUUCUAGAUAAGUAUGGGGACAUGCGUGUGAUGAUGGCUUAUGAACUCUUCAGCAUGUGGCAGAAUUUGGGUGAACAUAAGAUCCACUUUAUUCCGGGAAUGAUUGGUCCUUUUCUUGGUGUGACACUGGUACCACAACCAGAAGUGAGGAACAUCAUGAUUCCCAUCUUUCAUGACAUGAUGGACUGGGAGCAGAGGAAGAAUGGCAACUUCAAACAGGUGGAGGCUGAACUGAUUGACAAGCUGGACAGCAUGGUGUCAGAAGGGAAAGGUGACGAGAGCUACAGGGAACUCUUCAGCCUGCUAACCCAGCUGUUUGGGCCCUACCCCAGCCUACUGGAGAAAGUUGAACAGGAAACAUGGCGUGAGACCGGCAUUUCCUUUGUGACCUCUGUCACCCGCCUCAUGGAACGUCUUCUUGACUACAGGGACUGCAUGAAAGGAGAGGAAACAGAGAAUAAGAAGAUCGGCUGUACCGUUAACCUGAUGAACUUUUACAAAUCUGAGAUUAACAAAGAAGAGAUGUAUAUCCGUUACAUCCAUAAGCUUUGUGACAUGCACUUGCAGGCUGAAAACUACACAGAGGCUGCAUUCACCCUGCUCCUUUACUGUGAGCUGCUGCAGUGGGAGGAUCGGCCACUGCGGGAAUUCCUCCACUACCCAUCCCAGACAGAGUGGCAGCGGAAAGAGGGACUGUGCCGGAAGAUCAUUCACUACUUCAACAAAGGCAAGAGCUGGGAGUUUGGGAUCCCACUAUGCAGGGAGCUGGCAUGUCAGUAUGAGAGCCUCUACGAUUAUCAGAGCCUCAGCUGGAUUCGGAAAAUGGAGGCCAGCUACUAUGACAACAUUAUGGAGCAGCAACGCCUGGAACCUGAGUUCUUUCGAGUUGGCUUCUAUGGCAGGAAGUUUCCUUUCUUCCUUCGGAACAAAGAAUAUGUGUGCCGUGGCCAUGACUACGAGAGGCUGGAGGCCUUCCAGCAGAGGAUGCUCAGCGAGUUCCCACAGGCCGUCGCCAUGCAGCACCCCAACCAUCCUGACGAUGCCAUCCUACAGUGUGAUGCCCAGUACUUGCAGAUCUAUGCAGUGACGCCCAUUCCAGAUUAUGUGGAUGUUCUGCAGAUGGACAGGGUCCCAGAUCGCGUCAAGAGCUUCUAUCGUGUCAACAAUGUGAGGAAGUUCCGGUACGACAGGCCUUUUCACAAAGGCCCCAAGGACAAGGAGAAUGAAUUCAAGAGCCUGUGGAUUGAGCGCACCACACUGACCCUGACCCACAGCUUACCUGGCAUCUCUCGAUGGUUCGAAGUGGAGAGGAGGGAACUGGUGGAGGUAAGCCCUCUAGAGAAUGCCAUCCAAGUAGUUGAGAAUAAGAACCAGGAGCUACGGGCCCUGAUCAGCCAGUAUCAACACAAGCAAGUACACGGCAACAUCAACCUGCUCAGCAUGUGCCUGAACGGUGUCAUCGAUGCAGCUGUCAAUGGAGGCAUUGCGCGCUACCAGGAGGCCUUCUUUGAUAAAGAUUAUAUCAUCAAACACCCAGGAGAUGCUGAGAAGAUCACCCAGCUCAAGGAGCUCAUGCAAGAGCAGGUCCAUGUCCUUGGAGUCGGGCUAGCAGUUCAUGAGAAGUUUGUGCACCCAGAAAUGAGGCCUCUGCAUAAGAAGCUGAUUGAUCAGUUCCAGAUGAUGCGGGCCAGUCUCUACCAUGAGUUUCCAGGUUUGGAUAAGCUAAGCCCUGCAUGUUCAGGCACCAGCACCCCACGGGGAAAUGUUCUGGCAUCUCAUAGCCCCUUGAGUCCUGAAAGCAUCAAGAUGACUCACCGGCACAGCCCCAUGAACUUGAUGGGCACAGGCCGCCAUUCAUCAUCCUCUCUCUCCUCACAUGCGUCUAGCGAAGCAGGAAACAUGGUGAUGCUAGGCGACAGCUCCAUGGGCGAGGCUCCCGAGGACUUGUACCACCACAUGCAGCUCGUGUAUCCCAACCCCAGGUACCAGGGCUCAGUCACCAACGUCUCUGUUCUGUCCUCGUCCCAGGCAAGCCCUUCUUCUUCCAGCCUGAGUUCCACUCACUCUGCACCAUCCCAGAUGAUUACCUCUGCCCCUUCCAGUGCCCGAGGCUCUCCCUCUCUGCCAGAUAAGUACCGCCAUGCCCGGGAAAUGAUGUUGCUGCUGCCCACACACCGGGACCGCCCAAGCAGUGCCAUGUAUCCAGCAGCCAUCCUGGAGAACGGACAGCCACCGAAUUUCCAACGGGCCUUGUUCCAGCAAGUGGUCGGAGCCUGCAAACCCUGCAGUGAUCCCAAUCUGUCUGUGGCUGAAAAAGGUCAUUACUCCCUACACUUUGACGCUUUCCACCACCCUCUGGGUGAAACCCCCCCGGCCCUCCCUGCCCGGACCCUGCGCAAGUCUCCUCUGCACCCCAUCCCAGCCUCCCCCACAAGCCCCCAGUCAGGUCUGGACGGCAGCAACUCUACACUGUCCGGCAGUGCCAGCAGUGGCGUGUCCUCCUUGAGUGAGAGUAACUUUGGGCACUCCUCAGAGGCCCCACCUCGCACUGACACCAUGGACUCCAUGCCAAGCCAGGCCUGGAACGCUGACGAAGAUCUUGAGCCGCCCUACCUCCCUGUCCACUACAGCCUCUCUGAAUCCGCUGUCCUGGAUUCCAUCAAGGCCCAGCCAUGCAGAAGCCACUCAGCCCCAGGGUGCGUCAUCCCUCAAGACCCCAUGGACCCGCCUGCGCUGCCACCCAAGCCCUACCACCCCCGCCUGCCAGCCCUGGAGCAUGAUGAGGGGGUGCUGCUUCGCGAGGAGACUGAGAGGCCUCGGGGCCUGCACCGCAAGCCCUCACUGCCUCCUGGGAGCGCCAAGGAGGAGCAGGCCCGCAUGGCCUGGGAGCACAGCCGAGGGGAACAGUGAGGGGCAGGGAGGCGGCUGGGACACCGCCCUCAGCGAGCAGCUUGCCCAACCACUCUGGGUCUGAAAAGCAAGUCCCCCCAGGAAGCUAAAGGGGCUUGGCACUCAGGAGAGAACCACCCCAAGUCUCCGUUCUACUGCCGUGAACUCAUGUGUUGCCAUGUACAGAGGCUGCAGCAGCAUGAAGGGUUGUGGCUUCUCUUUUAUUUCAUUUUUUACAUUUCCAUUUUUAUGGGUUUUCCUUUCUUUAUGCAGUAGAUGCUUUCUUUCUCCUGCGGUUCCAGACAUGUGGAGCUAUAUGGAGAUAUUGCACAGACAGAGUUACUUUGCCGCACUGCAGGGCCCAGGAGCAGGAGCCCAGGCCCUCCCUCCAGGGAAGAGAUGCACAGAAUGGAAAUUGCACUAGGGACCUCUUCCUCUGCUGUAUGAACAGAAAAGUUCAUGGUUGCAUUCAGGGAUUGCAAGGACCACAUGGACUACGUCACUGGUGGAUAAAGGGGCUACAAGCCGUUUUGCACAAAUGCCUGCCCACUCUUCCAUCCAGGAGUGUGCAACUGAGGGGCUGGCCGGGCCAACCUGCUGGCUGAGGCAUGUGACUGGCCUAACUGCAUGCCCAGGGCACACUGCCAGGCUUCCAUGGGCCGGCCAUCUCCUCCUACUCCACUUUGGAUUCUUCUCUCCAUCACAAUUUCUGACCAUUCGCUACCUUCUACUCUUGAUACAUCUCAUACCCCACAGGAGCCCCCAUGGCAAAUAGAUAUGCAAGGGUUAUCUCCCACCCUCUGAGGCUUGAGUGGAGGUGCAGAGCCAGAGGGGCUACCCUAGCCACCUUCCUCCUAGGGGGAGCUGAGCACAUUCCCAUGUGGUAGAGAGCCUGGUUUGAAAAUGAGGCUGUGGUGUGGCAGGGGCCGGAAAUCCUCUAAGCUUUCAGAAGCAUCCAGAAUACUUGCCAUCAGCUCCUGAAUCAGGGAUUUUCAGCACUACCUCUGAGCCAUGGGGUUGGCUGCCCAGCCAGGCUUCCAGGCCCUGAGGACAUGUGGUCAGGUUCAGCACGCUCCAGUGUAGAGUGUGGGAGGGAGCUUCUCCUUUUGGAAGCAGAUAGCCAUGCAAGUAGAAUUGUUAUCUCUCAACUGGCCAAGUAGAGUGCCCCCUGCUCCAGGCCCACUGGGGACCACCACUCAGGGUUCGAGGCGGGCAGGAAGGCAGUUUCUCCAGCUUCCCCAGUCUGUCGGGCAGAACGCAGUAGUGUCUUUAUAGGAAACUCUUUCAGGUCAGGGCACUAAUUUUCCUCUGUUUAUUAUUUGGGGGGAUAGGGUGGGGUGGGUAUAGUAGUAUUUUACCAGGGUGCUUCUAAGUUACUUAAAAAAAAAUAUAUUGUCUACAAAAAUUUUUUUUCUUUUAUUUGCUUGAGUUCACAUCAGUGAUGGUCACGGCUUUGAUGGUCACAAGGCUGCCUUCUCCUUGUUGAGCAGGCAUGUUGCUCCCCAGUUCCUCUUCUGCUGGCCUGCCUGACCUCCAUGGUCAGGACCUGGGCCCUAGUCCCUCAUCCCUUCUCCAUAACCCCUCUUUCCAAACAGAAAAGGCCACGGUCAGGGUGUUUUUCCCUUGUAAACAAACACUUAACUUGUUUAACAGAAAUGCCAGCAAGUAACCUAUUGGGAAAGGUGGAGGGCUGAAUUACCUUUACGGUUUCUGGGGAUUUAUCACUAAUGUGGGUCUUUUCUGAUACCAUCUGGAAAGUGGAGCAGAAGGCUGCUGAGAGUGUGGUAAGUCAUGGCGGCCCCAGCUCGAAGGGCAGGCCUGCUUCUAAGCCUAGAUUCACUUGCAAGCUUCAGUCUCUGGACCAUCUGGUGUUCACAGAUGUUAGGGUUGGGGGCUAGCUUUGGAUUUGAUUCUUAGACAGGAGGGCAUCUUUAGAUUUUAAGGCUUCUGAACCUCAAUCCCUGGACCAGGCAAUCAUCAAAGAACAGUUAACUUCUCCACUUGGUGACACAGGAGAUAGGGUGGAGAGGGGUGUGUGGGUUCAUCUGGCCUUGCUUUGUGCAAGGUGAAACAGUAUGUUUUCCCUCUCCAUUUUCCCUAACUGGAUGAAAAGGACACAUUCUGAAUCCCUUUUGUUAGAGAAUCAGCCAGUCUGAGGGGAAAUGGGAAGCCAGAGAUGAGAAUCCUUUGAAAAGAUUGUAAAAUACUGAUUUUCAUUCUUUCGAGCUUAUUUGUAAAUAUCUAUUUGAAUGCUGUGUAUUUGUACAGGAAUUUGAGCAAAAAAUGUAUAGAGUGUGAUGUUCAACUGGUAUUCAGCCCUAUAAAUGUGUUUUUAACCUCUGGCAUUCUGUGCUUAUUUAAAACAAAAAAACUUCUAACCAUUUCUUUUGUGUAUUCAUGUUUAAAGAAAAAGUGAUUUAAAAUGAUCUUACCUGUACCAGAAAAGCAAAGUUAAAAAAAAAUUUGUACCAAUGUCCCAAGGGAUAUUUUACUGUAUAUAUUGUGGUAGCAUGUUCAAAAUCCAAGACGUAAUGUGAAUUUUAGAUGUAAAUAUCUGCCACUUGACUUUCCCCCCCCCUUUCCCGCUCCGUUGACUGCUGUGAUGUGAAUUAAAGAUGAAUACCUGACACUGA
Lemur catta (Ring-tailed lemur) is the source of this 8753-nucleotide messenger RNA. It is a transcript of the gene DOCK3, whose product is annotated as dedicator of cytokinesis 3. Gene Ontology annotation, cellular component: cytoplasm; plasma membrane. The record is from RefSeq and is a predicted model, not a curated record. Gene Ontology annotation, biological process: small GTPase-mediated signal transduction. The coding region runs from base 1 to 6141 and encodes 2046 amino acids. The transcript is spliced from 52 exons. NCBI's taxonomy places the organism in Eukaryota, Metazoa, Chordata, Mammalia, Primates, Lemuridae. Gene Ontology annotation, molecular function: GTPase activator activity; small GTPase binding; guanyl-nucleotide exchange factor activity.